Messenger RNA from Pogoniulus pusillus (Red-fronted tinkerbird), 933 nucleotides. Its product is annotated as olfactory receptor 14A16-like. Gene Ontology annotation, molecular function: odorant binding; olfactory receptor activity; G protein-coupled receptor activity. Gene Ontology annotation, cellular component: membrane. The coding region runs from base 1 to 933 and encodes 310 amino acids. The transcript has a single exon. The record is from RefSeq and is a predicted model, not a curated record. Gene Ontology annotation, biological process: G protein-coupled receptor signaling pathway. NCBI's taxonomy places the organism in Eukaryota, Metazoa, Chordata, Aves, Piciformes, Lybiidae.
AUGUCCAACAGCAGCUCCAUCACCCACUUCCUCCUGCUGCCAUUCCCAGGCACACGGCAGCUGCAGCUGCUGCACUUCUGCCUCUUCCUGGCCACCUACCUGGCUGCCCUCCUGGGCAACAGCCUCAUCAUCACCACCAUAGCCUGGGACCACCACCUGCACACCCCCAUGUACUUCUUCCUCCUCAACCUCUCCCUCAUUGACCUGGGCACCAUCUCCACCACUGUGCCCAAGUCCAUGGCCAAUUUCCUCUGGGACACCAGAGCCAUCUCCUAUGCAGGAUGUGUUUCUCAGCUCUUUUUCUUUUCUUCUUUUCUCUCAGCAGAGUUCUCUCUCCUCACCAUCAUGGCCUACGACCGCUACGUUGCCAUCUGCAGACCCCUGCACUAUGAAACCCUACUGGGCAGCAGAGCUUGUGCCCAGCUGGCAGCAGCUGCCUGGGCCUCUGCAGUUCUCUAUGUUCUGCUGCACACAGCCAAUACAUUUUCUCUGCCCCUCUGCCAGGGCAAUGCUGUGCACCAGUUCUUCUGUGAAAUUCCCCCAGUGCUCAAGCUCUCCUGCUCCACAACCUACCUCAGAGAAGCUGGACUUGUUGUGGUCAGUGCCUGUUUAGUCUUUGUCUGCUUUGUGUUCAUUGUGGUGUCCUAUGUACAGAUCUUCAGGGCAGUGCUGAGGAUGCCCUCUGAGCAGGGACGCCACAAAGCCUUUGCCACCUGCCUCCCUCACCUGGCUGUGCUCUCCCUCUUCAUCAGCACUGUCAUCUUUGCCUACUUGAAGCCCCCCUCCAUCUCCUCCCCAGCUCUGGAUGUGCUGGUGGCAGUGCUGUACUCAGUGGUUCCUCCAGCAGUGAACCCUCUCAUCUACAGCCUGAGGAACCAGGAGCUGAAGGCUGCCCUGAGCAAACUGCUCACUGGAUGCCUUCAGAAGCAAUAA